AGCGGAAGCGGCGCGCAGCACGUGGGGGCGGUGCCGGCGCAGGGGCCGGUUCUUGGUUGUGUGUGGUGCUGCUGGCGGCCGGAGCGGGGCCGGAGCUUGGAUACGGCCUGGCGUCCAUGGAGGCAUCAGCGGAGCAGCCGGCCCCACAGCCCCUGCAUCCGCAUCCCGGGGACCACUGCAUCCAUGACGGCGACUUCGUGGUGCUGAAGCGGGAAGAUGUGUUCAAAGCCGUACAAGUCCAGCGGAGAAAAAAAGUAACUUUUGAAAAACAGUGGUUCUACCUGGAUAAUGCCAUUGGCCAUAGUUAUGGGUCAACAUUUGAAGUGAGCAAUGGAGGAAGUCUUCAGCUCAAGAAGAAGAAGGAAGAGCCUGCUUCAGAGACUAAAGAAGCGGGCACUGAUAAUCGAAAUAUAGUUGAUGAUGGAAAGUCACAGAAACUUACUCAAGAUGAUAUAAAAGCUCUGAAAGACAAGGGCAUUAAAGGAGAGGAAAUAGUUCAGCAGCUAAUUGAAAAUAGUACAACAUUCCGAGACAAAACAGAAUUUGCCCAAGAUAAAUAUAUUAAAAAGAAGAAGAAAAAAUAUGAAGCCAUUGUUACUAUUCUGAAGCCAUCUACCCGUAUUCUUUCAAUUAUGUAUUAUGCAAGAGAACCUGGAAAAAUUAACCACAUGAGAUAUGAUACACUAGCCCAGAUGUUGACAUUGGGAAAUAUCCGUGCUGGCAAUAAGAUGAUUGUCAUGGAAACUUGUUCAGGCUUGGUGCUAGGUGCCAUGAUGGAGCGAAUGGGAGGUUUUGGCUCCAUUAUUCAGCUGUACCCUGGAGAUGGACCUGUACGGGCAGCAACAGCUUGUUUUGGAUUUCCCAAGUCUUUCCUCCAUGGUCUUUAUGAAUUCCCCCUCAACAAAGUAAACAGUCUUCUAAAUGGAACAUUUUCUGCUGAGAUGCUGUCCUCAGAGCCUAAGGCCAGCACUCCGGUCGAAGAAAGUAAUGGUGAACAUGGGGAAAAACAGAUAUCUGAACAAGCCGAUGAGGACUGCAUGGCAGAAGGCCCAGAAAAUAACCCAGAGGAACAGAGAGCAACGGAAAUUGUUCCCCAGGACCCAGAGAAUAAGGAGCCUAAAGAAGGAAGCAAAAGAGAUUAUAUUCAGGAAAAGCAAAGACGACAAGAGGAGCAGAGGAAAAGACAUUUAGAGGCGGCUGCUCUGCUGGGAGAAAGAAAUGCAGAUGGUUUGAUCGUGGCCAGUCGUUUCCACCCCACUCCACUGCUGCUGUCUUUGCUAGACUUUGUGGCCCCAUCAAGGCCGUUUGUGGUCUACUGUCAGUAUAAAGAGCCUUUGUUGGAAUGCUACACAAAACUUCGGGAGAGGGGAGGGGUCAUCAACCUGAGACUGUCUGAAACCUGGCUCAGGAAUUACCAGGUUUUGCCAGAUCGGAGUCAUCCCAAAUUGCUGAUGAGUGGAGGUGGAGGAUACCUUCUCUCAGGCUUCACUGUUGUCUCGGACAGCCUGCGAGCAGACCCCAGCCUCAAGUCUUGUGCAAGCACUUUCGACUCAAACGAGGUUGAGGAGCCAGCAGCUAAAAAACAGAAAUGCGUGGGAUCUGGUUCUUAAGAGAAUACUGUUUGUUCCAAGGCGUUCUGCAGCUGUUAAUUACACUUGAAAUGACAUCACUAAACUGUUUUUCCUAUCCUAAGAAUGUGUGGACACCCAUGCCUGGGAAGAAAUAAGCCUCUCCUUUGCUUCUGAUGCAGAUGGGGUUCGUCAGCAGUGCAGCUCCGACGUGUGGUAAUGGUGAUGCAGCAGUCCUGUUUCUAUAACAGACUCCGAGUACUUCAGAGUACUCUGCAGAUACCUUGGGAAGGUCAACGUCUUGAGAGUGUUGAUAUGUAAGACUUUGUUUCUAUUUCAAGCAAAGAUGAAUAAUACAAGCUAGCUAAAACAAGAUGAGCAGUGAAAAGAAAUCCCCUCUCAUCCGUUCUCUUCAACCUAAGCAAUAUGGAUGUGUGAGCCUAUGAGAUUUAUAGUACCAAAAAUGUCUACCCUGUGCCCUGCAGUGGAAUAAGCCUUUUGACAUACUGGAUUUUAUUAUUUUAGUAGUUGACAGCCUGAGGAAGAUCCAGGUACUUCUUUUGCUGCCUCUCCCUUUUUUGGUGCAUAGAAAGGUGUAGUAAGUGCUUUUUUGCGGUGGUUCACCCAUCUUCUUUGUUCUAAAUAAAGUGAUUAGAACUUUUGUGUACUAUUAAACAGUUUUUCCCUCUCUAGAAAUGUGUAUCGCCGUAGGUAUCUAUACAUACACAUAGAUGUGUCUGUUUAUGUCAACACAGACAGAAUGUACUACCUAUAGAGGGGGAGAGAGCAAGAGAAUACACUGUCGAUUCGAACUGUGGUAAAGACCUGUGCAAGACAGACCAGCUCUCAGUGCGUUGGUAUCACUCCUUGUCAAUUGUCUCAAGUGCCUUUUUCUGGGAUUACUCACACUGGUCUCUGGGGGUCUGCUGGAGUGAGGUGGGUGGCCUUUAUCAGCUCAGAAAAAGUAUAAUCAAAUUACUUUACCAUCUCCAUUGUAAGAAAUAAAAAUGUCUAACUCAAGACUCUUGUCUGCUUGAGAAUCUUGAACUGCUCGCUAGAAUGUGCCUGUGGUGUUCAUGUCACCAUAGAAGCCUAUCCAGCCAGGAGCAUCUCGGAUGAAAAAAAGUGUUUUCCUAAUAGCAUGUGCUAUGGUUUUUAUCCUUUUUCCUCUAAUAAUUUCUUUUAAAGAAUAAAAGUUUCCUACUCUGA
Molecule: messenger RNA, 2777 nt
Organism: Peromyscus leucopus (white-footed mouse)
Lineage: Eukaryota; Metazoa; Chordata; Mammalia; Rodentia; Cricetidae
Gene: Trmt6
Product: tRNA methyltransferase 6
Biological process (GO): tRNA methylation
Cellular component (GO): tRNA (m1A) methyltransferase complex; nucleus
Source: RefSeq, a predicted model, not a curated record